AUGCUCAGCGGUGAGCAGUCAAGUGCCUCUGGCCCCGGGUCCACUGCAGGGGAGUAUGAGGGACAGGCGCCAGCAACGCGAACGCCAACGCACUUUCUGCGAAAAGUUCUUGGACGUCCAGUUGUGGUGAAACUCAAUAACGGUACGGAAUACCGUGGAACGCUGGUUUGUUUAGAUGGUUAUCUGAACAUAGUUUUGGAAAAUUCUGCGGAAUUUUUGAACGGAGAGCUCAAGCGACGCUAUGGAGACACCCUCUUGCGUGGUAGUAAUGUACUUUACGUAGGGACGAUUCCCGAUUGA
This is a messenger RNA of Cyanidioschyzon merolae strain 10D, 300 nucleotides long. RefSeq names its product U6 snRNA-associated Sm-like protein LSm6. The record is from RefSeq and is a predicted model, not a curated record. The coding region runs from base 1 to 300 and encodes 99 amino acids. Gene Ontology annotation, cellular component: U4/U6 x U5 tri-snRNP complex; nucleolus; U6 snRNP. Gene Ontology annotation, molecular function: RNA binding. The transcript has a single exon. Lineage: Eukaryota; Rhodophyta; Bangiophyceae; Cyanidiales; Cyanidiaceae. Gene Ontology annotation, biological process: maturation of SSU-rRNA; mRNA splicing, via spliceosome.